Tetrahymena thermophila SB210 is the source of this 480-nucleotide messenger RNA. RefSeq lists its product as hypothetical. NCBI's taxonomy places the organism in Eukaryota, Ciliophora, Oligohymenophorea, Hymenostomatida, Tetrahymenidae. The record is from RefSeq and is a predicted model, not a curated record. The transcript is spliced from 3 exons.
AUGUCAAUAUAGCCAGUUGAGUCGUAAAUAAAUUUUUAAAAGGAAAUAGAUGACUAGCUUCAUGAUGAUUUUAGAAAGAACAAAAUAAAACUAGAUGUUUGGGUCUCGCUUAAAGUUAUUAAAAUUAGAGAUUUGAAUAAAUAUGAAACAAUUGAAGUUUAGCCAACAUAGACAAUAUAAGAAAUCAGAGGAAUUAUAUAAAGAAUGAUUUUAAAAGCGCUCAAAAAUCCUACAGAAGAUUAGAAAUAAAUUAUUCAAGAUUCUUACAUUCUUUUAAGAGAUAGAUUUAUUCCUUCUCCUUUCGAGAAGAUUGGCGAUUUGUAUUGUGUAAUCAAUCAAUUUACUGAAAAAUAUUUCUUCAAUUCAAUAAUAUUUAAAAUUUUUAGAUUUUUGGAGACAAAGAGAAAAAAUCUAUUUUAUUAUCUGUAGACUCCUUUGACGCUUAAGGAUGAUUAGCAAAAAGAUAAAUUAAUUGAUUGA